GUUGUUUACAUAACAUCCGUGAUCGUGUGCUAUGUGUUUUAUAUUUCAUCAUUGAUAAUGUUUGCACAUGUGAUGAUACAUAAUAUUGGUUGUAGGAAAUGGCGGACGAGGAGUUAACUGAUAUCAUGGUAGACAUGGAGUUUGGAGAACUGAUGAAAGACUGGAUAGAAGAUUGGUCAGAUGAUGAAAAUUCAGAUCGUGAAGAUCGGUCAGAGAAUGGGAACGAAUGGGACGAUCUUAAUAUCGAUGAGCUUGAUGAUGAUCAGGAAAACAACUCGGAGCUCUCGAAUGAAGAUUACAUUAGUCAGUUUAUUUCCGAAUGUCAUAAUGCGUACGACUAUUACGGUGAAUCCGACGCGGAGACAGGCCUUAACGACGAAUCAUUAGAUGCACCUGGUUCUGGGGAGUCCGAGUCGUCGGUCAUCAUGAGUGAGGUGACACAAGAUGAUGGGGCAAAGAAUGUCCAAGAUACUGCCAGUGCAGAUGAUAAGAGGGAUAUGUUCAUGCAGAUAAUGGAAAUGACCUUUACGUCACACGAUGCUGCGUAUGAUUUCUACAACAGCUAUGCUAGAGAUAAUGGUUUCAGCAUUAGAAAGAAUAAGGUCAGGUAUAGCAAAACAGAGUCACGUCAUAUGCGUUAUAGGCGGUUUGUUUGUUCAAGACAAGGGAAACGUGACAGCAAGUUGCUAGCCGAGGAAGGACACAGCCGUAGGCUCAGAGCCGAGACACCCUGCUUUUGCGAAGCGCACCUGACCGUCAAGGUUGACCAAAAGCCUGGGGUUUGGUAUGUUGAAAGUUUUGAGGACAAGCAUAGCCAUAUGUUGGCAGGACCGGACGAGGUACCUUUUCUUUGGUCCCACAGAAAAAUCAAAGAGUACCAGAAGCAUGAGAUAAUGUCCAUGGGAGCUGCAGGGAUUAGAAUUCACGACAUGAUGGAUUGCUUCAUCAGCAAACAUGUAUGGUACGGCAGUGUUGGUUUUACCAGGCGUGAAAUAUACAACCUUUGCGCCAAGGAGAAGAGGAAGCUACUUUCAAAAGGUGAUGCUGCCACAGCCAUAGGCAUCAUGGCCAGUAGGAAACAGAGGGAUCCUAGCUUCUUUUUCGAGUACAUGCUAGAUAAGGAAGGACAUUUGAAUAGGAUGUUCUGGUGCGACUCCCAGUCUCAUCAUGACUAUGAGGACUUCGGCGACGUGCUUGUAUUUGACAGCACGUACAAGAUGAACCACUAUGGUAUGCCAUUAAUACCUUUUGUUGGUCUUAACAAUCACCGGAAGACGACUGUUUUUGGUUGUGCCAUAGUUUCGGACGAGACCGAGGAGACAUACGUGUGGCUUCUGCAGACUUUUUUGAGGUCCAUGUGUCAAAAGAUACCUAAGAGUGUUAUCACAGACGCCGACGCUGCGAUGAUCAAGGCAAUUCGUGAAGUCUUGCCAGACGUGUGGCACCGUAUAUGUACGUGGCACAUAGAGAAAAAUAUGAAGAUUCACCUCAGUCACAAAUCCUUGAAGGAGUUCCGAACUCUUCUGUACUACAGCACGUCCACGGCAACGUUUGAGGAGAGAUGGCACGCAUUUUCCAAAAGAUGGCAGUCGGAAAAAACUGUAACAUGGUUGAGGCGGAUGUAUAAGAAGAGGAGACUGUGGGCCGUGGCAUAUCUAACUGAGCGGUUUUGGCUUGGCAUGAAAAUCAACCAGCGGAGUGAAAGCCUGAACUCAUGCCUUCACCUCCACCUAGACGGUGAAAUGACCCUGGUGGAUAUGAUUUUGCACUAUGAGAACGCCGUUCUGCGUAUCCGUGAAAACGAGGCGUGA
Molecule: messenger RNA, 1811 nt
Organism: Triticum urartu
Lineage: Eukaryota; Viridiplantae; Streptophyta; Magnoliopsida; Poales; Poaceae
Source: RefSeq, a predicted model, not a curated record